AUGCCAAAACAACCACCAACCUCUCCAGACCACAUAAAAUCCCCAACUCCACCACCAAUAACAGCAGUCCCCCCCUUCCGCAGCGUUUCCGCCUGCAACAGAUGCCGCCUCCGCAAACACCGCUGCGACCAACGCCUCCCACGCUGCGAAGCAUGCUCAAAAGCCCAAGUCCGCUGCGUCGGCUACGACCCACUCACAAAGCAGGAAGUCCCGCGCAGCUAUCUCGCCUUCCUGGAAACGCGCGUGGGAUAUCUGGAACAGUUGCUGAUGGACCAUGGCAUCGGGUUCAAGGCUGCUGCCGCAUAUGACGAGGCAGAGACGCGCAGGAUUGAGGCGGGCAUGGGUAUGAGGGAUGAGGUGGUGAGGAGUGGGCGGAAGAGGAAGUUGGUGCAGACUGAUGAUUUCGAUCCGGAUGUGGAUCUGGAUGAUGUACCGACGAAGCAGGCGAAGCGUAUUGCGCAGGUGAAUGUGCUUCUUGCGGAAAUUGUUAAUGAGGGGUGUUUGCAUCGCGGGUGUGAGGGGGUGUCUGGAAGGGGUCGGACUCGUCGGAAGGGUGGUGGUUCGUUUGAGGGGAGGGGGAUACCAUGGUCGCCGCGGAGUUUGGAUUCUGUGGGGCGGAGUGGUCGGCUUGAGAGUCCCGGGUCUUUGGAUUCGCUUUCUUCGGAGCUGGAUCGGGUUGUGCAGGAGAGGCAUGGGAAUGAGAUGUCUCUGCUGGUCGCGGGAUCUACUCUUGGUAGAGAGGACCGAGGGCUGGGGCGAAAUGAGAGGGUUGGCUUGGUCGACUUUGAGAUUGAAAUGCCGCACAAGCCUUUGGGCGGUAGUCAUACCUCGGAGAAAGAGGACUCUUCAGAGGCCGAGUCUGAGGCUAAGUUUGAUAUUGCUGCUGAUCUUCUUCGGGGACGGAGGGAGAGGAGAGACCAGCGAAGAGGGCGUUAUGACUUGCUGGAUGAGUUUCUCGUUGGUUGGGCGGACUGA
This is a messenger RNA of Penicillium bovifimosum, 975 nucleotides long. RefSeq lists its product as uncharacterized. Gene Ontology annotation, molecular function: sequence-specific DNA binding; zinc ion binding; DNA-binding transcription factor activity, RNA polymerase II-specific. Lineage: Eukaryota; Fungi; Ascomycota; Eurotiomycetes; Eurotiales; Aspergillaceae. Bases 1 to 975 code for a protein of 324 amino acids. Gene Ontology annotation, biological process: positive regulation of transcription by RNA polymerase II. The record is from RefSeq and is a predicted model, not a curated record. The transcript has a single exon.